Molecule: messenger RNA, 9894 nt
Organism: Xiphophorus hellerii (green swordtail)
Lineage: Eukaryota; Metazoa; Chordata; Actinopteri; Cyprinodontiformes; Poeciliidae
Gene: itsn1
Product: intersectin 1 (SH3 domain protein)
Biological process (GO): positive regulation of Rho protein signal transduction
Molecular function (GO): protein binding; guanyl-nucleotide exchange factor activity; calcium ion binding
Source: RefSeq, a predicted model, not a curated record
AUUUUCCAGCUGUCCCUCACUCGGUCGGGAUUUCUGAACCACGGGAGAAUCACCGGAAAGGCUUUUGGUGAUAAACCGCCGCAUUUUGGGAGAAUACAACACAAUUUAUGGUUACACAGACACACAGAGAGUUACUUUCUAGAGCUUUUAAAGAUGGAAGCUGAACUAUGAGGCGUUGUGUAUUUGCUGAAGACUGAGUGAACCAUGGCACAGUUCCCGACUGCUUUCACAGGACAAGACGUGUUUCUGAUCACUCCGGAUGAAAGAGCCAAACAUGAUCAGCAGUUUCACGGCCUCGCUCUGUCUGCUGGGGGUUACAUAACAGGUGACCAGGCUAAAAACUUUUUCCUUCAGUCAGGGCUGCCCCCGCCCAUCCUGGCCCAAAUAUGGGCUUUGGCUGAUAUGAACAGCGAUGGCCGAAUGGAUAUCCACGAGUUCUCUAUUGCCAUGAAACUCAUCAAACUGAAGCUACAGGGUCACCCUCUGCCACCAACGCUUCCUCCCAGCAUGAAGCAGCCGCCGCCACUUUCCUUACCCCCACAGGCCAGCUUUGGCAUGCCCCCUAUGGCACCCAUUCCGACUCCCAUUCCAGCCCCCCUCCCAGUUGUGCCCCCGCUCCCUCUUCCUCCUCUUCCCGUUGGGGUGUCUCCUCCUCUUGUCUCUUCGGCUCCUCCGCCCCUUCCUCCACCCAUCGCCAACGGAGCUCCUCCCACAGCUAUGAUGCCGCCCAUCUCAGGCUUCCCCCAUUCAGCUCCCUCUGUGAACAAGACCUCUUCGUUCAAUCGUUCCAGCACCAAGCUGCAGAAGGGCUCGUCGUUUGAUGUUGCAGGUACUCAGCCUCCCUCUGAUUGGGCAGUUCCUCAGUCCUCCAGACUAAAGUACAGGCAGCUUUUUAACUCCCAUGAUAAGAUGAUGAGCGGAUACCUCACCGGACCCCAGGCUCGCACUAUUCUGAUGCAAUCCAGCCUUCCUCAGAGCCAGUUAGCCACGAUCUGGAGUCUGUCAGACAUUGAUCAGGAUGGGAAGCUAACAGCGGAGGAGUUCAUCUUGGCUAUGCACCUCAUAGACAUGGCCAUGUCAGGGUUACCACUGCCUCCAGUGUUACCAGCAGAUUACAUCCCGCCAACCUUCAGGCGUGUACGGAGUGACAGCGUCCAGUCAGACCAGAAGAGCGUCCCGGAGGAGACUGAGGAAGAGAACGAGAUCAACCUGGAGAAGAAACUACCAGUGACAUUUGAGGACAAGAAGAGGGAGAACUUUGAAAGAGGAAACCUGGAGCUGGAGAAAAGACGCCAGGCUCUCCAGGAGCAGCAGAGGAAAGAGCAGGAGCGGCUGGCAGCACUGGAGAGGGAGGAACAGGAGAGGAAGGAGCGCGAGCGUCUGGAACAGGAGAGGAGGCGACAACAGGAGCUAGAGAAGCAGCUGGAGAGGCAGCGAGAGCUGGAGAGGCAAAGAGAAGAAGAACGGCGCAAGGAGAUAGAAAGGAGAGAGGCAGCUAAGCGGGAACUAGAGCGCCAGCGUCAGUUGGAGUGGGAGCGCCAGCGUCGCCAGGAGCUCCUGACGCAAAGAAACCGAGAACAAGAAAGUAUAGUGCUGCUCAAAGCCCGGAAGAAGACGCUGGAGUUUGAACUGGAGGCUCUGAAUGAUAAGAAGAACCAGCUGGAAGGUAAACUGAAGGAUGUUCGGUUUCGUCUUUCAACUCAGCGGAGAGAGAUGGAGCAGACCAAUCAGACGAGAGAGACACGCAUCGCUGAAAUCACACAGCUUCAGCAGCAGCUUCAGGACUCUCAACAGUGGCUGGGGAGGCUCAUUCCUGACAAGCAGAAUCUGAAUGAGCAGUUAAAGCAGGUCCAGCAGAACAGUUUGCACCGUGACAGCUUGUCAUCGCUGCAGAAAGCCAUUGAGCAAAAGGAGAAUAGCAGGCAGCAGCUCAAAGAGCAGCUGGAUUCAGUGGAGAGAGAGACCAGAGCUAAACUGUUGGAAAUAGACGCCUUCAACACACAGCUGAAGGAACUGCGGGAGAUUCACAGCCGGCAGCAGAGGCAGAAGCAGAAGGAGUUGGAGGGAGGCGCUCAGUCACUCUCCCAACCUUACAUGCAAACGGCAAUCGAAAGGAAGUCUGCUGAGCUGCAGGAGGGCGGGUCAUCGUCAAAGGAAGGAGUGGCCUGGCGGGGAGAAACGGGAAGCUCUGCCCCUAAAGUUCCUAGCCCCGCCUCCGUGUCUGCGUCACACGCCUGGCUAAACAGAGUCACUCAAGAGGAAGAGGAGAGGAAGAGGAGAGGGAUGGAGGAGGAAGAGGAAGGCAGGAAGGGGGCCUGCUCAGUGGAAGAGAAGGAUGUGGAGAGCAGAGGAAAGAAGGACAUUCAGGACAAACUGAACAAGCUGUUCACCCAGCCAGCUGACCCCUGGGUUUCAGCAGUAGACAAGGCUCCUGGCCCAAGUCUGUUUGACCAGAAAGCUUCUGCCAGUGGCUUCGAGCAACAAAAACAGCAGAAGCCAGUGAAGGUGGUCUACUACAGGGCUCUGUAUCCAUUCGAUGCUCGUAGUCACGAUGAGAUCAGCAUCCAGCCUGGUGAUGUCAUCAUGGUGAAGGGGGAAUGGGUGGAUGAGUCUCAAACUGGGGAGCCUGGGUGGCUGGGGGGUGAGCUCAGAGGCAGAACCGGUUGGUUCCCAGCUAAUUAUGCAGAGCGGAUACCUGAAAGCGAAGCACCAGUCAGCUUGCGGCCUUCGUCUUCGGCCACACCCCCGUCGGCCCAGCAGCCAAUGGCCACUCCCCCUUCAGCUUCCGGACACACCUCCACCUCAACAUCUUCUGCUAACAGCAACUGGGCCGACUUCAGCACCACUUGGCCAUCCAGCACAGCGAGCCAGUCAGACAGUGAGGGAUGGGACGCCUGGCCUACCUCCUCAGCCAAUCAGAAUCCCUCUCUCAGCGUUCCAUCAGCACAGUUACGGCAACGCUCCGCCUUCACGCCUGCCACGAUGACAACAGGCUCCUCACCUUCUCCUGUACUAGGACAGGGGGAGAAGGUGGAGGGACUUCAGGCCCAGGCCUUGUAUCCUUGGAGAGCCAAGAAGGACAACCACCUCAACUUCAACAAAAAUGAGAUCAUAACAGUAUUGGAGCAGCAGGACAUGUGGUGGCUAGGUGAGCUUCAGAACGGACAAAGAGGCUGGUUCCCCAAAAGUUACGUCAAGCUCAUCUCGGCCAACAUGACGAUUCCCUCUGCUGCCCCUGCCGCUGCUGCCGCAGUCCGCAGCAAAAACACUAAUGAAGCUGGAAUAUCGGAGAGUCCGCCCAAUGGGAAACGACCCUCAUCCUCUCCAGCAAAACCUUCCGAAUCUGGAGAAGAAUAUGUGGCCAUGUACACGUAUGAGAGCAAUGAACAGGGGGACCUUAGUUUCCAGCAAGGAGACAUCGUCGUGGUGACCAGGAAAGAAGGGGAUUGGUGGACGGGCAUGGUGGGGGGAAAGACUGGAGUCUUUCCUUCCAACUACGUCAAACCACGUGACUCAGUGCCAGAGUCCCUGGGACCAGCAGGGAAGACGGGAAGUUUGGGGAAGAAACCAGAGAUCGCUCAGGUGAUCGCUGCUUACACUGCAACGGGCGCAGAGCAGCUGACAUUAGCACCGGGACAGCUCAUCCUCAUCAGGAAGAAGAAUCCCGGGGGCUGGUGGGAGGGCGAGCUGCAGGCUCGGGGGAAAAAGCGGCAGAUUGGUUGGUUCCCAGCCAAUUAUGUGAAGCUUCUGAGUCCCAGCACCAGCAAGACCACUCCCACAGAGCCCACCCCUCCUAAACUGGCUCCUGCCAGCACAGCUCUGUGUCAGGUGAUCGGCAUGUAUGACUAUGUGGCCCAGAACGACGACGAGCUGGCCUUCCAAAAGGGCCAGGUGAUCAACGUGCUCAACAAGGACGACUGUGAUUGGUGGAAAGGAGAACUGAACGGGAGGGAGGGCCUGUUUCCUAGCAACUAUGUCAAACUGACGACAGACACAGACCCAAGCACGCAGUGGUGCGCUGACCUCCACCUGCUGGACAUGCUGAGUCCGAUGGAGAGGAAGAGACAGGGCUACAUCCACGAGCUGAUCGUCACAGAGGAGAACUACGUCAACGAUCUGCAGCUCGUCACCGAGAUCUUCCAUAAGCCUCUGCUGGAGUGUGAGCUGCUGACGGAGAAGGAAGUGGCCAUGAUCUUUGUGAACUGGAAGGAGCUCAUCAUGUGCAACAUCAAACUUCUCAAGGCUCUCAGGGUGAGGAAGAAGAUGUCAGGCGAUCGGAUGCCUGUGAAGAUGAUCGGCGACAUCCUGACCAACCAGCUGCCUCACAUGCAGCCGUACAUCAGGUUCUGUUCAUGUCAGCUGAACGGGGCCACGCUGAUUCAACAGAAGACAGAUGACAAUCCUGAGAUCAAAGACUUCCUCAAGAGGUUAGCCAUGGAUCCCAGGUGCAAAGGGAUGCCUCUGUCCAGUUUUCUACUCAAGCCGAUGCAGAGAGUCACACGCUACCCUCUGAUCAUCAAAAAUACCUUAGAAAACACUCCAGAGUCUCAUCCAGACCACAGCCAUCUGAAAGCAGCGCUGGAGAAAGCAGAGGAGCUCUGCUCACAGGUGAAUGAAGGCGUCAGAGAGAAGGAAAACUCUGACCGGCUGGAGUGGAUUCAGGCUCACGUUCAGUGUGAGGGGCUGUCAGAGCAACUGGUGUUCAACUCGGUCACCAACUGUCUGGGACCCAGGAAGUUCCUCCACAGCGGGAAGCUGUUCAAAGCAAAGAGCAGCAAGGAGCUCUACGGCUUCCUGUUCAACGACUUCCUGCUGCUCACACAGGUCACCAAACCUCUGGGCUCUUCAGGUUCUGACAAAGUCUUCUCCUCAAAAACCCACCUGCAGUACCGCAUGUACAAAACGCCGAUCUUUCUGAACGAAGUGUUAGUAAAGCUGCCAACCGAUCCAUCAGGGGAUGAGCCUCUGUUUCACAUCUCACACAUAGACCGAGUUUACACCCUCCGAGCUGAAAGCAUCAACGAACGGACGGCAUGGGUUCAGAAAAUUAAGGCCGCUUCAGAGCUUUUCAUUGAGACAGAGAAGAAGAAGAGGGAGAAAGCGUAUUUAGUCCGUUCUCAGAGGGCGACCGGGAUCGGCAGGCUGAUGGUUAACAUCGUGGAGGGCAUCGAGCUCAAACCCUGUCGCACCCACGGUAAAAGCAACCCUUAUUGUGAAGUCACCAUGGGCUCUCAGUGCCAUAUCACAAAAACAGUACAGGACACUUUGAAUCCCAAGUGGAAUUCCAAUUGUCAGUUUUUUAUUAAGGACCUUGAACAGGACGUCCUCUGCAUCACUGUGUUUGAACGAGACCAGUUCUCACCUGACGACUUCCUCGGCAGGACUGAGAUCCGAUUGGCCGAGAUAAAGAAGGACCAGGGCUCCAAAGGACCAAUCACGAAGAGGCUGCUGCUUCAUGAGGUUCCCACGGGGGAGAUUGUCGUUAGGCUGGACCUGCAGCUGUUUGAAGAGCCGUGAAACGAGCGGCAGGUUGGACCAGAUGGGACUGGCCCGGGAACGAACUCAGAGAAACGGAAUAGAGGACAGUGCAGCUGGACUGGAAUAAACUGGACCAGAGGUCUGGAAUGGGCUGGGGUUACUCAUUGUGUGAUCUGGCUGUUAAUGUUUAGGGAGAUUAAUAUGUUAACAGCAAGAUUUGUUCUGUAAGAAAACCCCAGGUAAAGUCAGUAACACUAAGUAACUAAAUAUCAUCCUCCUUAAAUUCCAUGUCAGUUUUAUGUUGUUUGCCAUUUUUUCCAUUAUUUGGAAGAAAUUAACAAUAAGAGGGCUUACUUGGGAUCAAAUGGAGAACAUUUUCAAAAAAUAAGAAAACCCCAGGUCCAUAUCUUGGAUUGACACAUAUUUAGCCAUCAAAGUCAGGGUAUUAAGGUUCAGCCUGUCACAACAACAAAUUUAAGGUUCAGCCUGUCACAACAACAUAUUUAAGGUUCAGCCUGUCACAACAACAUAUUUAAGGUUCAGCCUGUCACAACAACAAAUUUAAGGUUCAGCCUGUCACAACAACAUAUUUAAGGUUCAGCCUGUCACAACAACAUAUUUAAGGUUCAGCCUGUCACAACAACAUAUUUAAGGUUCAGCCUGUCACAACAACAAAUUUAGGAUGAUAAAUUGUCCCAGAAAUUAUUUCACUAAACAAUAAUGUUGAUUUGAGACCAUUUUUGAGUAAUUUAUGAACAAUGGCAUAAUAAGUCAAGUCUGCCUUUUCAAUAAGGAAUAGAGUUUAAUUUUGCAAAAAAACUCUCAACACUGGGACUAGAAGAUAUUUGAAACAUCCAAGAAAAAACAUGGCAACCAAAAACCGUAAAUAAAACUGGGGGGAAAAAACACUUAUAACCAAAACCAUAAAGAAAAUGGAUUGUGAUAUUUCUGUAAACAAAAUUGACCUUAAAAAAUCAGAAUGGAAAUUAUCAAGUUCAUUUUAAUUUAUCAUUCAAAAUUUAUUACUUAUUAUGACAGACUUAAUUGGGGUACCAAUGUAUUAAUUGCAAAUAUUUAACAGAAAGCAAGAAGCGAGGUUACCUAGGUUAGCUUAGAACUCUGCAAAAACACAAACUAUAAUAUUUUUGUUCUAGUUUCUAGUGCAAAUAUCGAAAUAAGACAAAACUAACUUCUAAGUAACUUUUCAGCAAGAAUUAGCAGCUCUUUUUAAGUCAAUAAUUCCUUAAUAUUAAUGAGAUGGUAUUAGUCAGAAAUGAAAUAAUUUAUCAGUGGAACUGGUUCUUUUACAUCAACAUUAAUAAAUUAUUGACUUAAAACUUGCUCCUGUUUCUUACUGAAAAGUGACUAAGACAUUUGUACUGGAAACUAGACCAAAAAUACUUGCUAAGAUUUUUGUGUUUUUUGCUGUGAAUACAUAAUGCCAGCAAAUAAUGAAAAUCCCAGUGCCCCCUUUCUGGUGCAGUUAAUCCCAGUCUGCUCCUGUCCCAGUUCUGUGGGGUCCAGGUUGAAUUCGGUCCAACUCCGGACUCAGACGGGUUGUUGCUGUUUCCGCCUCUUCUGCUUUUAUCCAGACAGUCUUAGAGAAACUCCAGUGACAAUCCCUUCUUUUUUUAUGUCCCUCCAAACGUAACCACUGUGUGUGACUGAGUGUGUGCAAGAUCAGGUGUGAAUGACUAGAAAAGUUAAAGUCAGGUAGGUGACAUUUAAAGGCACUGAAGAGCUUCUCAAACUCUUAAUCAAUUUUUCUAAGCUUUCAGCAAUGAGCUAUAGAACUUAAAAAGGGAUCUUGAUAGUUUGGUUUUUAACCUCAACUGAACACUUGCCACAUUUUCUCAGAAAGUGCUUAAUAUGUACAGGUGUAUUGAAAACCAUGCUAAUAAGAUGCAAAAAAACAAGUAUUUUAAGCAAGUAUAUGAUAGGUAUUCAGUGUAAAUGACCGACUUACAGACAUGUCAAUGUGUCGGAGUUACAGUCAAUGCAGUGAACAGGUACAAAAGCUGAUUUCAAUCAAGGUACUGUGAACAAGAAUGUCUUAACUUUUAUUUUCUGUUGCGCAUCUCAGCUCUGACAUGUUGCUGCGGUGUUGAGCUGUCACGGUUGUCAUUACUAUGCAGGGAGAGGGGGAAGAAAAUGAACAAAUGGAGGUCCCUGUGGUUCAGGGCUUUUUAAAGAAGCACCGUGAAACAUAUUCCCAGUUGCAGUCCUUAACCCUACAGAAGCUUCAAUACAGAAACCAUUUUAAUAUACGUCAGCACUCCUAGCACUUUGAAAACAGACACUGUUCCCAAUAUUUCAGCAGAAAAUGAUCCAAGUUGAUAUGUCACCCAGCAGCCAUUUUGAGUAGUCAGUCAGAAAGUUUGCCUGGAGGAUAAAACAUUCAGUCAGAUCUGUUUCACCUCAGUAUUUAUACCUCUACUGAUAUCUCCAUAGGAUAGGGCUGGGGUCUGUUAAUAUAACCCUUGGUUUCACUAACUUAUUGAAAAGAUGACGUUGUGGUGCCCAAUGCUCAGAAUCAUCAGUGAUUUUCUUUGAAAUAUUUAAAAGACCCACUUUAACAGCAAGACAGUGGACAAAUGUAUCACCAAAAUAAACACCAACCAGAUAAAAUAUUAACCAGUAUUCCAGCAGUAAAAGCUUACUGCUGGAAUAACAAAGAUAAGAUUUGUGAAGUUUAAAAAAAAAAGCUGUUCAUGUUUGGCACUAUGUUUAUGUUUGCACACAUAUACAUAUCGGCAUACAUAUCAAGUUGUUCAUUUUAAUCCAGCAACAGUAAAAACUCAGUCUAACACAUAAAAACAAAACAAGAUGAUAGACUCCAGUAAUCAAAACGAUCAAUUAGUUAAGCAAGCAAAGUAGUCAAUUGACCAUCCAUCCAUCUUCUUCCGCUUAUCUGGGGUCGGGUCACGGGGAUAGCAGCCCAUUGAAUCCAUUUCAAAUAUUGUCAUGUUUAGAAAAAGACCUUCAAGUCCCACUAAAAGUACCUAAAUAAAUACCACAGAAGCAUGGAAAAACACGGCGCCUAAGUAUCAAAGUCAUACAGUAACAAUGCCGAGAUACUGUGAGUGGCAUCUAUUGAAGCACAGAUAUAGAAAAACUAAACAAGGGGAAUCAGAUAGAUAUGAACUAAAAGGUGGUCCAAGAAUGGAGCCUUGAGGAACCCCACAGUUUAUCUUUGUUUGCUUAUAUUUAUGACAAAAGUCUGCCAGCUAAGUCUGCUUCACCCAUUCUAUAACCAAGUUAUUGUUUGUGUAUUUUCCACUUUUCAACAUCACUGAGAUGUAUUAUCGCAAGACAAAAUUUUUUGACAUGUUGCUGUUGAAAUUUCGUUAAGCCUAAACUUUCAAAGUAUGGUUUCAGUGAUCAAAAACGUGGCUACAUGUAAUUGCAGAGAUAUGGGUUAAAAUCCCAACCAGGGACCUUUUUGUCUGACGUGUGGUGAGGAAUGGUAAAGAGCUACAGGCCAGUUAUAUGUUUGGUUUGAUUUUUCAGGGUUUUUUUUAGUUCAUGUUACAAAAUAAUAACUUUGGCAAAACAGUUAUAAAUAAUAAAUCUUAUAAAGCUGAGGUGCAACUUACUUAGCAAUGAAUUUGGUUUUCUGCAGAGCUACAUGUAGCCUGUGUGAACUGGGCAGAAGAAAAGCUAUUAAAUUCUGUAAUGUCUGAUUUAUUUUAACCAAUUCUUCCAUUGUUUCAGAUCAAACCUUGUAAUUUGUGCAAGAUGGGCUUGUUAAAAAAAAGAAAAGAAAGCUACUAAACUACAUAAUGCUCGUGCCUUUACAUGAACAUGCUAACACUUCUUGGCCUUAUACAAAAGAAUGCUUCAUUUGAAUUAAACCAAUUCACUUUUAGGAUAUCACUAACAUGAUUUCUGAGUUUAAAACAAUUAGAAUUUUAUCUUAUCCAAGUUUAAUGCUCUUGAGUAUUCAAAAUGGCAGCUACAUUAGCUGGUCGGACAACUGACAACAGUGAAGUUGUAGAUGUGUUAGUUAGCUAGUUACCUUGCCUGAUAGUAAAUCUAGCUAGUACUUUUAAUUUAAAGCCACAGUUACAAUAAUAUUCUGAAUAAUAAAUGACAAAACAGCUUAGUGACCAGUCACUGUCUAAUCAGCAGCUUAUGUUGAAAGAUGUGAACGAAUGUUGGUGUUUGUGGCAGACAAAACCAGUAACGAUGAUUUGUUCCCUCUCUUACUCUUCCCUUCACACCGUACUGAAACUAACCCAGUCCAGUUUAAGCCCAUUCUUACCGUCUACCUUCCAGGUUGUGAAUAAUACUGCUGUUACCUGAGAGUUAAUAUAUGAGGAGCGAUAACAACAAGCCUGUUGUUAAUUAUCACUGUAGAAGAUGAUGUAUGUAUUUGUCUUUCAAUGUUCAGAAUAAAAUUCAUUUGGACCAAGA